CUGAAUGGGGAUGGCAGUCUGACCAGCGGCUCUUAACCUGAGGAGUUUCUCAUGAAUGGGAGUCAGAUUCCAGCCCGGAGAGAGACGCUGUGUGUUGUUCAAACAUAGACUGUAGUCUAUGCCUUCAACACAGAAAAGAAAACAACGUUCACUUUUAAUUAGAUCAAUCUGACUGAAUAUUUUAUGAGAGACAGGUUUCACUGCGGCAGAGGAGCAUUGUGGAGACUCUGCGACAUGGAGAACGGCUGUGAGACUGGGAGACCCUAGCAAGGGAAAGAGGUAAAGGGGGCAACAACGAGGAACCAUCUUGGUUAACAGACUGCUCCUUGAUUCUGCAAUGCCAGAAGAAGCAAAUAAGGACGCCAUGAGAACGCCAGUGACCCCUGAUAAGGCAAACAACAACGAGCAUCCUGCAGCCCCCGUGACAACGGUAAACAUCCCACUGGUCAAUGAAGUCCAGCUGACCGCAGCCACCGGCGGGACGGAGCUGUCCUGCUAUCGCUGCACCGUCCCGUUUGGUGUGGUGGUCCUAAUCGCCGGCAUCGUGGUCACCGCCGUGGCUUACAGCUUCAACUCCCACGGAUCCACCAUCUCAUACUUCGGCCUGGUGCUCCUCUCGGCCGGCCUGGUGCUCUUAGCAUCCAGCGCCGUCUGCUGGAAGAUAAGACUUGAGAGGAAGAAGGAGAGGCGAAGGGAGAGCCAAACCGCCCUGGUUGCAAACCAGAGGAGUAUUUUUACUUGAACUAUCUGUGUCUGGAUGACACACAUCCUGGUUUUCUGCGUCUGAAAAGGUCUGAUUUUAAGACUGAGUUGGAGAACCAGCUGUGGACAGAUGCUGUUCAGCAUGUGUUUGGAUCUGACCUAUAAAAGCUUUGACCGCAGAUUCUCAAGGCCCAGAACUCAAAGCUUUGAAGACAUUGUAAGGGUUUUAUUUGUGGGGCAUCUGGUGAGCUGGGAAUGCUGCCAGGAGGAAUGUAUCACAAUUAAGAUUAAUUACCACUGUGCAAAGCGAUGUAGAGGAAGUCUCCCAUUAAUCUGCUGUUGGAUGUGGUGGCUUUGAUUGUAAUGGGAGGGAUUGUGGUUUGAAAAGCCCAGGAAAGGAGAGGGAAACUGGAAAAUCCAGGACAAUGAUUCAUGCCUCAUUUACUGUGCUUCAUCUUCAUAUAACAUAUCUGUUUAUAAUGUCUGUUCACCUCACAGGGAAUGAUUAUGAACUGCCUGUUAUGGAAGUACGGUACUAGAUGUGAGGAUUUUGUUUAAAAUCUGCCAAUAUAUUCUGUUUAGCAUGUCAGAUUAGAUUAGUACAUGACGUUAUAUAUAUAGAGAGAAUAUUUAACCUUAAAUAUAUAUUCUCUUAAGGCACUUUACUCAUUCAUUAUCAUCAAGUAUUAAAUGGCAUCUAUUGACAAAUUAAAUAAGUGAUUCCUCCACAAUUAGAGUACUAUUGCCUAUUUUGGCAAGUUUGGAACAAUCAAAAUUAAUAUUGUGUUGGGUAAUGAUCACUUAUUGUCCAGUGUACUUCCAUACUCUAAAAAAAAUAUGAAAUGCAGCAUAUGUUUUGUUUUUAUAUAAUCAUUUGCAUGUAACAACUGUUACCAGGACAUGAUGAGAUUUAAUAAACUCAUUGAUACAGAAACAUGUAAUAGUUUAACAGCUGGGAGGAAAGAAGGUCAGUGUUGAUUAGAACCCGAGUGAUGCUGGAUUGUUGGGACAGAAACCAAUAUUCAAGAGUUAAUGCAAUAGUUCAGCAUUUUGUAGCCUACAUGGCUGUUGUGUAAAAUAGUUCUAACAGAAACAGUUACUAUACGUAACCACAAAUUGUUGUUUUCACUUUUUUAAUUUGCAUACAGAUCAGAAAAGGAUAUGUAACCUAGUGAGCCAUAGAGGUGUUACAGGUUUUUUUCCUCUAACUUUGGACGGAAGGGAAUUGAUAUCGAAAGAAGCGAAAGCAAAUAAGCUUAUUUCCCCAAAUGUUCCUUUUUCAAAUUUCAGAAAUAUACAUCUGCCGAAAUUAUGCAGAUACACCAAAUGUUUUACCAUAACCACAUAAAAAACAACGUUUUGAUAAUAAAUAUUAUUUUGAUAAUUUAUUAAAUUCAAUCAAGAAUUAGGAAGAUAUUCUGAGUGGAACAUUUUACAGAUAAAUAAACUUGUCAGCGCUCACAGAUGGACAAAGUAUAUCUUCAGCAUUGCUGUACAGAAAGCCAUUGUUCUUACUGGCAGACAUUUACACUGAUUACUACAAGCCAUUGGCACAUGCCAGUGAAUUGUUUAGGCUUUUAAUGUUUACAGGAAAUCUGACUCUUGAUGAGUUGAUGUCAGUGUUUGUAUUCUUUAGAGACAGUGUAGGGUAGGAGAGGUGAUGAGUUUAUAUUAUAUUAACAUUCAGCUCUUUGCUUUCAGUGGAGAAUUGAAAGGAAUGUUUCUUUCUUAUGACAUCCAUGGGUGUGCCUGAGCCUUCACACACAAGUUAACAGACUCUGCCUUAUGUUGAUUACUUAAAAUAAUCAAACUGAAUGUGGUAAAAAAAAAAAAAAAUUGAAUUGUGAUAUCGUUAGAGUUCAGUUAAAUGAAUAGGUUUCAUAAAUGCCAUCAGAUAUCACAACUAAUUAAACUAAUUAAAGUCCGUUCACUGAUCUCUAAUGGUGUCUUAUCACGCAGAUUUCGAUUGUAUUUGCCAACUUGUAGAAAUCCAUCUGCAUCCAUCCCAGCACAAUGUUGUUCUAGGCAUUGAACAUUUCUUUCCAUAAACAUUGUUCCCAUUUAGCACCAAUUGAAAUCCCAGAUAUAUUUCUCUUUAGAGAUGGUCACUGUGUCAGAUCAGGUGACCAAAGUCAUAAUUUCUUAAACAAGAGACAUGGCAGAGCAUACACUUGAUCCUGAUGAAUCGUAGUUCACCGUUUUGUAACGUGCUUAGGUUAAAGGAGGUGGAUCAACAACAACAUGUUAAUGGCACCAAAGAGCGCUCCAUUGGUGAAAUUCUAAACUUUGCCAAACAGUUUGAGAGAAGGCAAAAAUAAUAAUUUUGUCAGGAUGUUGUGAGGCAUCCCAGAUGCUGCUUUGGUUGUCAUUCAUUCCCUGUGACACACCCCAUGUGAUAUAAUGAGCAAUUGCUGUGCUUGAUGCUUAAUUUCAUUCCCCUCCUAAGUAUGUAGCUCACAUGAUAACAGGUGUCCUUAUAACUGCUGAAAUUCCAAACUUCAUUCAUGUGAUAACAUCCACUGAUGAUGGUCAUGAGAUGAGAGAACCUCUAGAAAUCAUUUUGUCAAAUUAAAAUCAACCUUUAACCUCAUUAUCAAAGUUAAACAUGUGAGUGGCUAGACACAACUCAAAAAUGUUGUUUUUCUCAUAGUUUAAUUCAACUAACCCUUUAACUGGCUAUAUCCAUUCUACAUCCAUUUUUUUAAAGUCUAGAGUUUGUUUUCCCAAUUUUUAGUUGCAGAAUUGCAUUGUAUGUUAUAUGUUAUGACUGUGUUAAGUAACACUCUUUAUUCUUCUUAUACAUUGCCUAAAUAAUCAUCAGUUAAUUUGUCUGAUAAUUAAACAUUUCUCCAGAUAA
Messenger RNA from Micropterus salmoides (largemouth bass), 3559 nucleotides. RefSeq names its product transmembrane protein 100a (gene tmem100a). Bases 338 to 742 code for a protein of 134 amino acids. Gene Ontology annotation, biological process: cellular response to BMP stimulus. The transcript is spliced from 2 exons. NCBI's taxonomy places the organism in Eukaryota, Metazoa, Chordata, Actinopteri, Centrarchiformes, Centrarchidae. The record is from RefSeq and is a predicted model, not a curated record.